Messenger RNA from Raphanus sativus (radish), 1083 nucleotides. RefSeq names its product inorganic pyrophosphatase 2-like. Lineage: Eukaryota; Viridiplantae; Streptophyta; Magnoliopsida; Brassicales; Brassicaceae. Gene Ontology annotation, molecular function: phosphatase activity. The transcript is spliced from 4 exons. The record is from RefSeq and is a predicted model, not a curated record. The coding region runs from base 52 to 903 and encodes 283 amino acids.
UAAAUUAUACAAGGUUUUUCCACAAGAUUCUUGUUCAGCUUUCUCCGACAAAUGGCUAACAAGAACAACAUUGUCAUCGUAUUUGAUUUCGACAAGACGAUCAUCGACGUGGACAGCGAUAAUUGGGUUGUCGAUGAACUUGGCUUCACUGAUUUGUUCGACCAGCUUCUCCCCACUAUGCCUUGGAACUCCCUCAUGGAUCGGAUGAUGAAGGAGCUUCAUGAUCAUGAUAAAACCAUUGAAGAAAUCAAACAAGUCUUGAAAAGAGUCCCUAUUCAUCCUCGUGUCAUCGCUGCCAUCAAAUCUGCUCAUGCUUUAGGGUGCGAGCUGAGAAUAGUGAGCGACGCGAACACGUUAUUUAUCGAAACGAUCCUUGAACAUCUCAAGAUUCGUGAGUAUUUCUCUGAGAUUAACACAAACCCUGGACUUGUAGAUGAACAAGGAAGGUUAAUAAUCUCUCCUUACCACGACUUCACUAAAUCCUCCCACGGUUGCUCUCGUUGCCCUCCUAACAUGUGCAAGGGGUUGAUAAUUGAGAGGAUUCAAGCUUCUUUUGCCAAAGAAGGAAAUAAGAUGAAGAUGAUCUAUCUAGGAGAUGGUGCUAAUGAUUACUGUCCGAGUCUUAGACUCAAACCUGAAGAUUGCAUGAUGCCAAGGAAGAAUUUCCCUGUUUGGGAUUUGAUUAGUCAAAACCCCUCCUUGGUUAAGGCCACGGUUAAAGACUGGACCGAUGGGGAAGCUAUGGAAAGAAUGCUAAUGGGAAAGAUCAACGAGAUUAUAUCAUCAGAUGAAGAAGAAAAGGAGAAGAUGUUGAGCUCUGAUCAUUGCAAGAUGUCUGUUGGGAUUGUUCACGAGCCUUUGGUGCCUCUUGCUCUUCAAGUUCCUCUUAAUCUCGUUAAGUGAUUGAUGAAGAGAACGAGGAAUCUAAGAUUCUUUUGUUUCGAAUAUAGUAUUAUAUCUCUCAUGUACUGGAGUUAUUUGUAUAAGAUACCUAAAGUUGAUUGUUUUGGAUUGGUAUUGAUGUAACUCUCUUGAAAGCUUAAACGGGCCUUAUGUCGGAAUCUUAAUAGACUCACGUAUUAC